CACAAAGUUCACUGAUGCAGGCUAGCCAAUAAUAACUUUCAUACUGGAUAGAUAAUGUUGCCAUGCAAAAAAUGACAGAAAUAAUGCAAAACUAUGAAAAAAACCUGCAUGUAACUCUGGUAACUGCAGGGAGCGUGGCAGGGGCAAGUGCUGCCGUGACUCCUGUAAUCAGAUAUCUAAACGACUGGCAAUGCGCGCUGACUUAACCGGGAAACCCACUGAUCUGACGUCACAGGAGAAAACACCCAUAAGCAACCAAUAAACCGUGCCUUCAAAUGUAAAUAAAAUCAUAUGGACGGAGGAGGUUCUGCGAGUGCAAUUGUUCAGUGUGCACAAUCGAGUACCGGUCCUCACCUCAAAGACAGCACAAUGGUCGCUUUUACUUUAUAUCAGUGCACAACCAAGCAGGCCAGUCCGAGUAAAAGGAAAAGGCAGGGAAAUGAAGAUGUGACCCCAGAAGACAGAGUCGAAGCACUCAUCAGCAGGGCAAAUAUGAGGGCUCCUGUGAAAAAAGCCAGGUACCUAAGACACAGAAAGCAGAAAAUAGAGUCUAUGCUUAGCGACUCCGGCAUUGGAGAAGAUUUUGAGUCUCCUAGUCCCAGUCCUUCGUCAGAUGCAGGGUGUGAUAGCCCGAUGCUGGGGCAAUCCCAGUGGUCCACACCGCUAAUAGACUGGCAGAAUUUCAGAGAAUAUGGAGAUACUUGUUACUUAUACCAAAGGAACAACGAAGAGCGGUAUCAUCCAGUCAAUUGUCUAUCUAUUCAGCCGCAGGUUACAGCAGAAGCUAGAUGCAAGCUAAUCAGCUGGUUGAUCGCCGUCCAUAGACAUUUCAACCUGUGCUUUGAGUCUUUCUGCCUUGCAGUCAACAUCAUGGACCGUUUUCUCAUGACAACGCCAGUUGCCUCCGAUUGUUUCCAGUUGUUAGGCGUCACGUCACUGCUCAUCGCGUGCAAACAAGUAAGUUUUAGUCCACCACGGAUAAAGCAGUUGCUUGUCCUGUGCUGUGAUGCUUUUACAAAGGAUCAGCUUUGCAACCUAGAGUGCAUUAUCCUGAUCAAGUUGAACUUCAGUCUGAGGGCUCCAACACUCGCUUUCUUCCUCGAGCAUUUCACAAAACAGAGACUAGAGGGUGACGAUGAGCUAUGCAAACAAAGACUCUCAGAAUCAGGACAAACAGAAAACCUUGCCAGGAAGAUCGCUGAGCUCAGUCUGGCAGAUUAUGCAUUUAAUAGGUACCCUGCUUCCCUUCUGGCCAUUUGUUCAAUAGGGCUGGCAGACCAAAUUAUGGAUCUUCAUUACACGAUCAGUCAGGAUCUCAGUGGAUAUCCACAGAGUGUGGUGGAUGACUGUACAGAAAAUCUGAGGUUGCUAGUGUCACUCAACAGAGAAGUAUUACAUUCCUUGGCAGAAUUAUAA
Polyodon spathula (Mississippi paddlefish) is the source of this 1416-nucleotide messenger RNA. Its product is annotated as cyclin-O-like. The record is from RefSeq and is a predicted model, not a curated record. Gene Ontology annotation, cellular component: centrosome; cyclin-dependent protein kinase holoenzyme complex; cytoplasm. Bases 292 to 1416 code for a protein of 374 amino acids. Gene Ontology annotation, molecular function: cyclin-dependent protein serine/threonine kinase regulator activity. NCBI's taxonomy places the organism in Eukaryota, Metazoa, Chordata, Actinopteri, Acipenseriformes, Polyodontidae. Gene Ontology annotation, biological process: mitotic cell cycle phase transition; regulation of cyclin-dependent protein serine/threonine kinase activity. The transcript has 3 exons.